AACCCAAUGUUUGCUGCGACCCCCCGCGGUACCCCGAAGAUACCAAUCCAUUCCAAUUCCAAUUCCAAUUCCCUCUGUACCGCUACCUACACAGAACUAUCCAAUUCCAAAAGACCUGACUCCAGAGGAAUAACCACCAUGGCGCAAGACCGCUCCAACCUCACCUUCACCAUCACGCACAUGAACGCCAACCACCAAGACUCCCUGGCAUCCUACCUCCAAGUCUACUGCCACGUCUCCGCUCGCGAAGCCAAAUCCGCCCGACUCGAAGAGAUCAGCCUGUCCGAUCUUCUCAUCAGCGCCAAUGGCACCCGUUACACGGUGCCCAUCGACCCGCCAAUGGAGAGCUUCUCCGAGUCGCGAACGCGCCUGGUGGCCAUGCACAAGGAGUGUCUGGAGCGGCUGGGCCGGUCGGAUAUUACGAUCAAGGAGUACCGUCGUCCGGAGGGCAAGGAGCUCUUGGUUUUCACCGUGUGUUUGGCGGGGCUGGUUUCGUUUUGCCGGCGCAGUAAUUUCCUGCCCGGGUCGCUGUUCUACGAGACGGUUGGGUUGAGUAGUGUGCCUGCGCUGGCGGAAUUAUUCUACAACACGCAGCCGUUUGUGAUCACCACGCUGGCGGGAUCGCACAUGGUGGAGGCGAGUCUGUUGACGGUCAAGCGGCUGAAACGGCAUGGCGUGCCGGCGUUGUCGUGGGUGUGGUGCGCGUGGGUAUUGAACAAUCUGAUUGAAGGGUUUACGGUGUGGGUGCGGUUUGAUCGGAUGGUGAAGGAGGAGCGGGCGAAGAGGGAGCAUCGGAAGUAGAAGAUUUGAUAACUAAUCAGAAUGUAUCACUCCACCGCGUUUGGACCAUCGAACAAUUAACGGCGAUGCAAAAUGCGUAUCGGCUUAUCGGG
Molecule: messenger RNA, 893 nt
Organism: Aspergillus ibericus CBS 121593
Lineage: Eukaryota; Fungi; Ascomycota; Eurotiomycetes; Eurotiales; Aspergillaceae
Product: DUF2470 domain-containing protein
Exons: 1
Coding region: 139-801 (220 amino acids)
Source: RefSeq, a predicted model, not a curated record